Aspergillus saccharolyticus JOP 1030-1 is the source of this 909-nucleotide messenger RNA. RefSeq names its product putative mitochondrial dicarboxylate carrier protein. The record is from RefSeq and is a predicted model, not a curated record. Bases 1 to 909 code for a protein of 302 amino acids. Gene Ontology annotation, biological process: transmembrane transport. Gene Ontology annotation, molecular function: oxoglutarate:malate antiporter activity. The transcript is spliced from 2 exons. NCBI's taxonomy places the organism in Eukaryota, Fungi, Ascomycota, Eurotiomycetes, Eurotiales, Aspergillaceae.
AUGGACUUUCUUCAUCAUCCCUACACCCGUGCGGCGCUUCCCUUCGUCAAUGGUGGUCUUGCUGGCAUGACCGCCACCGUUGUCAUUCAGCCCAUUGACAUGAUUAAAGUCCGUCUGCAACUGGCCGGCGAGGGUGUCCGCACUGGCCCUCGUCCCUCGGCUUUUGGCGUCGCUCGCGACAUCAUCGCGUCAGGCAAAGUACUUGACCUUUACACUGGUCUGUCUGCAGGCCUUCUACGUCAAGCUGUAUACACCACCGCCCGUCUGGGUUUCUUCGAUACCUUCAGCAAAGUCCUCAGCAAGCGCGCUGAAGCUGCUAGUCGCAAGGUCACUUUCGCUGAACGCGCGGGGGCCGGGCUGGCUGCUGGUGGUAUUGCAGCCAUGAUUGGCAACCCAGCCGAUUUGGCCCUGGUCCGUAUGCAAUCGGACGGCCUCAAGCCUCCCGCAGCGCGGGCCAACUACCGUUCGGCUCUGGACGCGCUUGUGCGCAUCUCCAAGUCGGAAGGCGUCCCAGCCCUGUGGGCCGGCGCCCUGCCUACAGUCGUGCGCGCGAUGGCUCUCAACGUUGGUCAAUUGACCUUCUUUGCCGAGUCCAAGGCUCAAUUGAAGACCCACACCAGUCUGUCGCCCCAGAGCCAGACCUUUGCCGCCUCUGCGAUCGCCGGGUUCUUCGCCAGCUUCCUCUCUUUGCCAUUUGACUUCAUCAAGACCCGUCUGCAGAAGCAGCAGAAGGACCCCUUGACCGGAAAACUGCCUUACAAGGGCUUGCUGGACUGCGCGCGCAAAGUCGCGCAGGAGGAGGGCUGGUUGCGGUUCUACCGCGGAUUCGGCACUUAUUAUGUGCGGAUCGCUCCUCAUGCCAUGGUUACACUGAUUGUCGCCGAUUAUCUCAACCUCAUCACCAAGUAG